AUGUAUAAAAAUAUGCUAAGUGGAUAUCCAAUACAAAUUUUAUCCAGUUUUAUUGUAUCCCUUGGUAUUCUUUCGUUCGGUUUGGGACAUUUAUGGGUUGCACCAGCAGUACCAAAAUUAUUAAACAAUGAUGGAAACGGUGAUGAUACACCCGUACAAAUAUCAGAAGAUGAGGGCUCUUGGAUUGCAUCAAUGGAAUUAAUAACAUUGCCAAUCAGUUCAUUAUCAACAAUAUUUUUAGCAAAUCAUUUUGGCACCAAAAACGUUUUAGUUUUUGGUCCAGCACCAUUAGUUAUCUCAUGGAUAUUAAUAUAUUUUGCACAAAACGUAUGGUAUUUUUUUAUUGCUCGUAUAUUAGUUGGUCUAUCCGAAGCGUUAUUCUACAAUUGUGGACCUGUGUAUAUUGGUGAAAUAUCAGAUCCAAAAAUACGGGGUGUCAUGUUGUUUUUGAUACCGGUUUUCUUUAAUACCGGUGGAUUAUUAUCGUAUUAUUUUGCUUAUGUGUUAUCAAUAAGAACAUUUGCACUUUUAUCAAUUAUUCCUGGAGUAUUAUAUUUCGUCUUAUUUAUUGGAAUGCCACAUUCACCAUAUUAUUUCAUUAUCCAUAAAAAGUAUAAAGAUGCUGAAAGUACAUUGAGAUUUUUACGUGGAAAAGAUUAUAAGGAAGGAGAGUUGAAACUUUUACAAGAGGCAGUUGAAACAGAAAUGCAAAAUAAAGUGAAUAUUAAAACAGUAUUAUCUAAUCAAUCAUAUCGAGUAUCAUUUGGAAUUGUAUUAAUGACAAUGUCAUUUCAACAAUUAUGUGGAUCCACAGCCGUGGCCAGUUACUUACAUUAUAUAAUAAAUGAGUCAUAUGUAACUCAUAAUACAGAAACAGUGGCUUUAAUCGUUGGUAUUAUAACAGUAUGUGGCAGUUUAACAUCAACAUUUUGGAUUGAUCGUAAAGGUAGACGACCAUUAAUAUUGGUAUCGUUAACUGCAUCAGGUAUUUUAAUGUUAUUACUUGCUGUAUGGUUCACAUUGAAAGACCAUGGAUUUGACUUACGUUCAUACGAUUGGUUAUUGGGUACAAUAUUAUGUGUUUAUCAAUUCUUUGUGAAUUUUGGAAUCAUAAACAUGUCGUUUGUAUUGGCUGGUGAAUUAUUUUCAACAAAUACCAAAAAUUAUGGAACAAGUACUGCAUUAAUUGGUUAUGGUGUAUUUGGUUUUAUAACAAAUAAAAUAUUUUUAUUUAUAAAUAGUGCACUUGGAAUGAGUUAUAAUUUCUAUGGAUUUAGUUUUUUCUCCUUCUUAGGAGUUUUAUUAUUUUAUAUAUAUUUACCGGAAACACGACAAAAAACAUUAGUUGAAAUACAGGAAAUGCUUCAACAGAAAAAGAAGAAGUUACCAAAAAUGGAAAUGAAAGUUGUUAAUAAUGAAAGUGUUAAGUGAUAAGCGUUAAUUACAAGUGUUAAGUGUAAAUUAAUUUUUAUUGGUAGCCAGUUGUUACAUUCAUUAUUUUUAUUAUUAAUGAAUGAAUCCAAAACUGGAUAUUGUAAAACUGGAUUUAAGUGGAUUUUGUUUAAAAAAAAUUGAUUAUUUAAUAAAUAAA
Messenger RNA from Chrysoperla carnea, 1591 nucleotides. RefSeq names its product facilitated trehalose transporter Tret1-like. Gene Ontology annotation, cellular component: membrane. The transcript is spliced from 3 exons. The coding region runs from base 1 to 1431 and encodes 476 amino acids. NCBI's taxonomy places the organism in Eukaryota, Metazoa, Arthropoda, Insecta, Neuroptera, Chrysopidae. The record is from RefSeq and is a predicted model, not a curated record. Gene Ontology annotation, biological process: transmembrane transport. Gene Ontology annotation, molecular function: transmembrane transporter activity.